Messenger RNA from Microdochium trichocladiopsis, 2427 nucleotides. RefSeq lists its product as uncharacterized. The coding region runs from base 203 to 1978 and encodes 591 amino acids. The record is from RefSeq and is a predicted model, not a curated record. Lineage: Eukaryota; Fungi; Ascomycota; Sordariomycetes; Xylariales; Microdochiaceae. The transcript has 6 exons.
CCUCUCCAGACUUCGCACUCGGCGCAGCCCUCAUCACCUCCCCACGAUCCGGUCGCGCCAUCUCAAUUACAUCUCGCGAAGCUCGUCCAGCCCUUCCGAGAGCUUCCGCCUGCAAUAUAAGCAUCAUCGCCAUCGCCCCCUUCCGUGCGUCGCGUCAGAGUGCGUCCCACCUACGUGCUUCUUGCCUCCACGCUUGCCAACCAUGGCGGACGAAUCUUCACCCGCGCAACCUGCGGUGCAGAACAAUGAGGCAGCUGCGCCCGCGCCCAAGGACAAUGCCGUGACAGAGCCGACUUCGACCGAUGCUGGCGCCACUGAUGCCGCGCCUGCGGCCGCGGGUGCCAAGGAUGUCGAGAUGAAGGACGUGAAGGACAAGGACGACCAGACGGCAGAGAAGCCGUCUGCUGCUGAUGAGCCCACCUCGAAGCCCGCCGAGGCUGACGCAAAGCAAGAGAGUGCCGACGCCACCGCUCAGGGUGAGACUAGCGACGAGAAGCCGGCAGAGAGAGAUUCCGAGACCAAAGCCGAUGACUCCACAGCUCAGCUCGACACAUCCGCCAAGGGCCGUCGCAAGUCUACCGCCGGCGACAGCAAGGCCAAAACUUUGAAGAAGAAGGCCUCCAAGGCCAAGAUACUCAACCUCGACGCGAAGCCGGGCGAUCAUUUCUUUGCCAAGCUCAAGGGGUUCCCACCGUGGCCAGUCGUCAUCUGCGCAGAGGAUAUGCUGCCCCAGAACAUGCUGAGCUCGCGCCCAGUCACAGCGGCUCGUGAAGAUGGCACAUACCGCGACGACUUCGCCGAUGGUGGCAAGAGAGCCGCUGAUCGGACCUUCCCGGUGAUGUAUUUGUAUACCAACGAAUUCUCCUGGACUCCCAACACGGAUCUUAGCGAACUUGACCCAGAGACCGUUGCCGACAUGGUGACAAGCAAGAUGCGCAAGGAUCUGCAGAAGGCGCACGAGCUUGCGGCCGAGAACAACGAUCUUCAAUAUUACCGCGAUCUCCUACAGAAGUUCGAAGAAGAACGCGAGCAGGCCCUCCAGGAAAGGGAGGAGAGAGCUAGGGCCAAGGCAGCCGCCGCAGCCGAGAAGAAAGCCAAGGCCUCCGCGAAGACAGCGAAGACACCCCGGAAGAGCAAGUCUGGCGUCGAUGAAGAUGGCGACAUGGACAUGGCAGACAUUGGUGAUGAUGAUGAGGCAGUGCCCAAGUCAAAGACGAAGAAGCGCAAGGCAGAAGAUGCCAGUGAGACGCCUCAACGAUCGGACUCCGUCAAGAAGCCGAAAAUCAAGCUUACAUCGUCUUCGACGCCGAAGGCUAAUGGUGUGGCCUCGCCAAAGGACGCGUCGUCCAAGACCCUCAAGGUCAAGGCAAAGCCCAAGAAGGUGGAGACUCCCAAGGAGCCUGAGCUCAGCCCCGAGGAAAAGAAGGAGCGAAAGCAGAAGGAGAUCUUGUUCCUACGUCACCGCCUUCAGAAGGGCCUCCUGAAUCGGACUGCGCCACCCCAAGAAGAAGAGAUGAAGAGCAUGUCCGAAUUCUUGGGCAAGUUGGAGACAUUCCCUGAUUUGGAGGCAGAUAUUAUUAAAGCCACCAAGAUCAACAAGGUGCUCAAGGCGAUGCUCAAACUCGACUCAAUCCCGAAGGACGAGGAGUUUAAGUUUACGCCUCGCUCCAAGGCGCUCUUGGACAAGUGGACAAAAAUCCUCAAUGCGGCUGAGGCUAGCACACCAGUGCCCACGAGCACGACCAACGGUGUCAAUGGAGAGAGCAAGACGGCCACCUCGAAUGGUGUCAAGGAAUCCUCCGCCGAUGCCGCGGACAAGCCUGACUCGGGCGCACCGGCAUCCAAGACAGCGGCUCCUGAGGAGAGCACCAAGAGCUCCGAGUCAACCAAAGAGGAGGCUCCUGAGGUCAAGGGGGCUGGAGACGAGACCAAGACUUCAUCAGACGCAGCUGCCGGUGCGGUCGAGUCUACAGCGUGAAGCACCAAGCGAUCGUGUCGGUACGGUAUGCGGCUGUGAAAUAAUCUUGUUUUCUAUGAGGCGUUCACGGCGGAUGUUUUUGCAUUUAUCGAUAGUAUGCCCGGCUUUUGAGGCAUCUGGUCAUUGAGCAUGAUAAAGAUCAGAUUGCCACGGCAGGCAAAAAGCGCAUUUCUGGUGGGGAGGGGGAGCUCUUGAUCUGUAAAGAUACGGACUGGCUGCGAUAACGCGGCCAGCCAGGGAAUCACUUGGUGCUACACACGAUGACGGGGGAAGGUUGCUUUUCGCUGGUGCAACGAGAAUCAAUGAGGAGAAGCACCGUCCAUCUCGCUGGAGAACUUCGUUACAACUGCUUUAGGAGUUUUUGGAGGAUGUCGAAGCAGUCACGGGUAGUGCAAGACACGCUCAACUUCGUAUAGGUCAGAAGAACACAAAGAUAGUGAUAGUCCUUA